AUGGUUGUUGCAAAUAACUUAUUUGCCACCCUGCCUAGCUUCCUCCCUGCAGGCACCGUUUCCAUCCCUGUGUUUAUUCUCGAAGAUGGGCCGUCAUUGUCCGAGGACAUCGCGACGGACGGCUGGGCACCCCUUCCUGGGACACCAUCAUCCUCACCCUUCCGCGCCCACGUCCCCGACGACGCUCUCCUCGAGACUCUCCGCUUCCUCGUCAAGCACAAGUACCUCGUCGCGACGUAUCUCAUCAAGACGGCCUCAGAAAUCGACGCCACCGCGCCGGCGGUGCUCAUCAUCCGCGUCUACAUCGUGCCAUGGGACCUCGCGGGCUCUGGUGGCAAGCUGAGCCUGUACUGGCGCAGGGGCAAAGAACGCGUCAUCCUCAAGGCGGCGCAGAAGGGGCUGCGGAAGCUCUUUACGCAAAUCAGACAAGACCGCACGCUCUGGGACGGCAACCAUGCGUCGGGCUCCGCUCCGCGCUUGUUCUGGCCGAAAUCGGUGGAUAAUCGGACGUUGCUCGAGUUGUACAACGAUUUGCCGUCCCCGAGGCCCUCGUGCAUGGUCAACAAUGUCCCAGGGUUGCAGGCAGGGACCCGCCUGCACAUAUAUCAGACAGAGACAGUCUCGACGAUGAUCGAACGCGAGACAGCCACGGGGAUGAUGGACCAUCCGCUCUAUCUGCCUCUGCGCGGUGUCGAGGGCGUGAAUUCCACAAGCGAGCUGUACCUCCAGCCCGCGACGAUAGAGGUCGUUUCCGACAAGCGUCACGUCCCGAUCGUGAAAGGCGGGAUUCUGUGCGAAGAGCUCGGAACGGGCAAAACCCUCAUGAUCCUGUCACUAAUCCUCGCCACCCUCGACGCGCUUCCUGCGCCCGAAGAGCCCAUCGACUCCCUCGAGCAACGCACCCCCACGACGCCACUCGCGCUGCGGCACUUUCCAGACGCCCGCGCUGCCGCAGAGCGCGCCAAGCUCCCCGCCCACCCAGCGCCGAAGGGCGUGCCCUCGCUCGUGGAGCUUACGCUGCACGCGUGCAGGAUCGCGCCGCGCUCAAACGUGCUGCGGAUGCACCGCGACGAGCUCGACCAGCGCGGGCUGCUCGCGCCCCUGCGCGCAAACACGCCUUUCUACCUGCACGCGCGCACGCCCAUGCAGUGGCAGAGCGAGAUACUGAAGCACUGUCGGUCGGACGCGCUGCGGUAUCUGUACGUCAAAGGGGACGACAAGCUGCCGGACGCGCCGUGGUUGGCAUCGGACUAUGACCUGAUCCUUAUGAGCCAUACGCGCGUCGCGCGCGAGGCUCAAAAGAAGGGGAACCUCGACAAGGGCCCAUACAAGCCGUGCAAAUGCAAAGUUAUCUCAGGCACCCGGGUGCCCUUCUGCAUAUGUAGCCGGCGCCCGGACGUCUCGCCGCUCCGCCAAGUGCGGUGGAAGCGCCUUGUGGUCGACGAAGGACACAACGCGACGGAGAAGCGCACCGGCUACGCGGUCUUCACGAACGCGCUCAGCGUCGAGCGACGGUGGAUCGUAACCGGCACCCCGACAUCCGACUUGCUUGGGUUGAACUUCGGCUCCGGGAGCGAGGUGCUCGAAGAAGAUAUCGAUGCACAGCUCAUUUACCCCGCCGACAUCCAAGACCAAGGCGACGGGGUGAUCUCAGACAGCAAAGAUCUGAGCACCCCAAGUGGUCGCGUGCUCUCGCAACGCGUGUGGCACAAGAGCGAGCGCGAGAGCUUCCGGGACCUUGGGACAAUGUUUACUGACUUCUUGGGGAUGCCACCCUUCGCGCACGAUCCUCACGCUUUUACGAGCUUGGUCGCGGAGCCGAUAUUCGACACUAAAGGGCCGUUGCCUGUAGACGUCGCUAUUUUGACACGAGUGAUGGAGACCGCCAUGGUCCGACAUCGGAUCAAAGACGUUGAACAAGAAGUCCGCCUUCCAGCGCUGCACAGCGAUGUAGUGCUUCUAGACCUAGAUCCCUAUGCAGUGAAGACGUACAACUACAUGCAAGCUGUGAUCGCGAUCAACGCCAUAGAUUCCCAGAGGACAGAUCAGGAUUACUUGUUCCAUCCUCGAAACGUCGGGCCCCUCCGUAACACUGUCGACAACAUCUCUCACGUCAUGUUUUUGCACAACGCCGACAUGGCUCUGGCCGACGAAAUCUUGCGCAACGCUAAGGGCUGCGUGAAGACCGCAUACGAGCGUGAAGCGGGCCCAGAAGACAUCGAGCUCGCCAAGCAGGCCCUUUUCUACAUCCAAACCGCCCUUCAAGAUCCCAUCUGGACCGCCCUCCAGGCGCACUACCACGCCUUCCACCGCACGACCGGCAUGCCCCCACCGAUCUUCCAUGCCUGGAAUAUGCUUGCCCCCGCUGCCCGUGCCGCCUGCCUCUCGACUUCCUCCCCCGAGGCGCUAGUCGCUGGGCCCGCGCUCGCCGAGCUACGCAAGGGCGUGAUCGCGCACCCGCUGCGGGACGUCGCUCAGAUGGGCGCUGGGUACGUGCGGGAGGAGAUCGUCUUGCGCGAGAUCGACGCGGUCCGGCGCACGCUGUGGAAGUCGUCCACGCGGGGCAAGGGCGGCGACAAGACGGCGACGGCCGCGGUCCGUAUGCUGUCGGGCGUGGCGGCGGCGGCGGGGCCGGCAGUGCCGGCCGUGAAACCCAAGGACGCGGAGCAGAAGUACACGGAGAUGCUGGGGGAGCACCAGGCGUGCGUCGCGCGGCGCAAGGCGGAAGCCGCGGGCCAGAACGUGGGCGCGCCGAAGGCGGAGGGCCCGCGGACGGUCCAGUUGGCGUUUUUGGAGAAGAGCCAGGUGAAGGACGUACGGAUCGGGAACUCGACGUCGACGAAGCUGGAUUUCAUUUUGAACGAGGUUCUCAUGCACAGCUCGGAAGAGAAGUUCUUGAUAUUCUCGCCGUCUCCCGCAACGUUGGCGUUCGUCGCGGAAGGCCUCGAUGUUGCCAGGAUCGAGUACCUCCAGUUCACGGGCGAGUUCAAGCAAAGCGUCCCCACCACGUUCGAGACGUCGGGAAAGUAUCGUGUCAUCUUGAUGGAGCUGAAGCACGGCGCCCGUGGCUUGAAUAUUGUGUCUGCGUCUCGCGUGAUUUUCUGUGAACCCGUCUGGAAAGCCGAUGUUGAAUCACAAGCCAUCAAGCGUGUGCACCGUAUUGGACAGACGCGGGAAGUUGUCGUGAAAACCCUCGCUAUUCGAGGCACCUCCGAGGAGGUCAUAGUAUCGAGGAGCAGAAUGCUCAAGGAGAACCAGCAAGAAUUUGCCAAAGAUAUUACGGACGAUCGAACUAUCCGUGACUUCAUUGCUCAUCCAACGUUUUUACCAAUACCCACUUCCACACGACUGCAGCUCAACAUCCCGCUUCUCGACCUCGAUGCGUUACGGCCAAAGGCACCAGACGUCACUGAAAUUAACAUUGAAGCGGAAGUCCAACAGCCGUCACAGAAAAAACGCAAACUUGUCCAAUUCGCGGAUUGA
Epithele typhae is the source of this 3483-nucleotide messenger RNA. RefSeq names its product P-loop containing nucleoside triphosphate hydrolase protein. The coding region runs from base 1 to 3483 and encodes 1160 amino acids. The transcript is spliced from 17 exons. The record is from RefSeq and is a predicted model, not a curated record. Gene Ontology annotation, molecular function: ATP binding; ATP-dependent chromatin remodeler activity. Lineage: Eukaryota; Fungi; Basidiomycota; Agaricomycetes; Polyporales; Epitheliaceae.